Molecule: messenger RNA, 1512 nt
Organism: Saprolegnia parasitica CBS 223.65
Lineage: Eukaryota; Oomycota; Saprolegniomycetes; Saprolegniales; Saprolegniaceae
Exons: 13
Coding region: 1-1512 (503 amino acids)
Molecular function (GO): 5'-nucleotidase activity
Source: RefSeq, a predicted model, not a curated record
AUGGAGGGAUGCCGGCUGGUAGAGCACGUUGCGGCUCGGCGUCGACUGUCGCCGUGGAUGCGCGAGCUCGUCCAGCUCCUCGCCUCUGGCGACGUGGCUGUAGACGUGCUCUUGCGCACCGUCGAUGUGGAGCUUGCGACGAACGUCCCUCUCGUGCCAUCGACCGCGUCGUCGCCCGUCUUUCCGGCCCUGCAAGAGCUGCUCUUUGCUUCAAUGGGCCAUCGCUGGGCCCCCAACCUGGUCUGGGCUGGGCUUCUCUGGCCAUUGAAGACGACGACAUUGGCGCCCCGCAAGGACCUGCAUAUGCUCAUACACGUGCACGGCUGCAGCGUCCUUAUCCCUCUCUUGCUCUCUGUCCUUGGUGCCCUUCGCGUCUCGUCGGCGCCGCCAACGGCCGACGACCUCCAUGUGCUCCUCGAGACGCGCGCCAACGCGCGGCGACUGCCGUGGGCCGCGAUCUGUGCCGCACUGCCUCGCAGCCGCAAGGUCCAGGACCAGUACCGCGCUUCUUACGUGGCGGCCUGCCAUCGCACCCUCCACCGCUCUCCGACCGCGCCUCUGCGCUACCGCUUCGUGGGCUUUGACGUCGACGGGACGUUGGUGCGAUAUCGCACGGACCGUAUCCUGCGCGACUCGUUUGCGGCCAUGGCCCGCCGCCUUUUGCUGGUCUACCCCGCGCUGCAAGACGUGCGCCCGCCGACGUGGCGCCCCGCGCUCGCCCAGCGAUCCGUGGCGAUCGAUAUCGACGCGGGGCAUUUCUUCCUUCUGGGCGACGACAGCAAUACGAUACUGCGCGCCUUCCACGGCUCGCGCGAGCUCGUCGACGGCGUUGCAACCUUGCCAUGCUCGGCGCUACUGUACAUGCACACCCUGCAGGAUGUGGUGUUUGCACCGCUCUUUGCGUGGCUCGUCGACGCCGUCGACAGCGGCAACCUCCCGACAACGCCAGGGACCUACGCGUCGCUGGCCAGCAGCGUGCGGCUGGUGGCGUAUCAGUACAACGCCCAGGAGCUCGAGCCAGCCCUCGUCGCGACGCCAGCACAGUACAUAUUCGCAGCGAAAGCCACCGCCGCCGUCCUCACGCAGCUUGCGAAGCGGUACACGCUCUUCAUUCUAACCAACGGGACGUGGGACCAUGCCAACCACGUGCUCACGUGCGCGCUGGGCGCUGGGUGGGAAGGAAAUUUUGAGUUUGUCCUGACCGAAGCAAGAAAAGAGACUUUCUUUGCGCGACAAGUACCGACCCGGCCCUUCCACCAACUGCGGCCGAAUGGCACCCGCUGUCUCGCGCCGAGCCCGCUACCACUGACGGGUCGCUACUGCGGUGGCGACGCCAGCAGUCUGCACGCUGCGUUACGUGUCGCUCCAGACCAAGUGUGCUACGUGGGUGACCACCCUGUCCAAGACGUCGAGCUGCCCCGAGAGUGCGUCGGCUGGGACACGAUAGCGCUCCUCGAGGAGCUGCAAAGAGGAGCGAGCGCGAUGGCCGUGGCUCUGUCGCCGCCGCCAUAA